Molecule: messenger RNA, 1377 nt
Organism: Phascolarctos cinereus (koala)
Lineage: Eukaryota; Metazoa; Chordata; Mammalia; Diprotodontia; Phascolarctidae
Gene: CFAP96
Product: cilia and flagella associated protein 96
Cellular component (GO): centrosome; cytoplasmic microtubule
Source: RefSeq, a predicted model, not a curated record
GUCACCUUUGGGCUUCCAUCUCUGGCCGGGCGAGGAGGCAUCGUAGCUGCGUUGCAGCCGGUCCACCGUGGGCUGCGGACCUCGCUCGCCGGAGGGAAGGGUUCCCGGGAGCCUCCCACCCCAGACCCCGACCUGCUUGCUGUAUGCCUCGUGAAACAGAUAUUAUCAAUACAUUAGGCAUUUUACAUAACAGAACUAAGCCUAAGAAACUUUUAAACUUCCUAGAAUAGAGGACAUCAUUACCACAAGAAGCAAUCAUGCCUGGAGAAGGAGGAAAAUCAGAUAUGGACCGAAUUGGCCUGUUUAGUGAAAUGGAGUAUAUUACUAUUGGGGACAAAUAUGUGUCACCAUAUAAUCGACCUUUUAAUGAAACUGCUGGCAAAAAUAGACAGAUGCUGCCUGGGGGUAGUAAAAUGAUGUCAGCUCUACAACAAGGUUUCUUUGAGCCUCAGUUUUUAAGAAUAUUUGAAGGUGAGGGCUACGUAAAUCUGAAUCAAGUAAGGAGGCGAUAUAUGUUACAAGAAGCCAAAAAAAAUUUAAGCAAACCCUUCCUUCCCAGUAAUGGAGAAAAAAAAGCAUGUGGAUUGGGCAGCUACUUUGGAACAAUAGGUGGCCCAAUUCCAUUCUUCAGUGCCCAAGUAAAACCCAAAGAGAAAUAUAUUGCUCCUGGAAAGAAUUUGUACACAAAUCCAGGAAAGAAAGGGACUGGAUAUGGCUAUGCAAAUAUUACCAUAGGUAAACAGCUCUCGCACUCUGUUGACGUCUACGACACAGCAAAAGUAAAUCUUCAGAAACAGAACGAAGAUCACCAUCGGUUAAUUAAAGGAACACCUUUCAAGUUAAAUCUCUUUCCAAAAGAUUAUUUUGACAGUAAUCCUUAUUCCUUUGACAAAAUUCUGCCACCACUUAAGAAACCAGAGCAGCUAAAAGCAAUUGGAAGUCCUUUCAAGCCAUCUUCUCCUCCUAAAAAGGCAGGUGGUAUGAAAGCAGGAACAUUUGACCCUUUCCCUCCAUAUAUCAAUGACCAAUAUGGGAAGAAAAUUGGGGAUAAAAGUGUUGCUAAACCAGAAAGGAUUUUCCAUCCAAGCAGUGGACCAAAGACCCGGCCAGUUUCAAGUAUAAUGUCUGCCAACGUCAAAAAGUCAUUAAAUUCAAAGAAUUACCUGACUGCAUCUGUACAGUCCUACUAGUACCUGAGAGAAGAAACUUCCUCUGAUCACCUAAGUGUCAGUAAUUCUUUAGCAGUCAUUUUUAAAUAAAAUAACAUUACAGAAUGUUUCUGGAAGUGGCAAUUCAGAUAUAUGAGACAAAUUUUAAUCUUUUAUUAUUUUAAUGUCUUGAAGAAAUUUUUUAUAAUUAAAUAGUAUGAAUGAUUCA